Notechis scutatus (mainland tiger snake) is the source of this 3623-nucleotide messenger RNA. RefSeq names its product serine/threonine kinase 26 (gene STK26). NCBI's taxonomy places the organism in Eukaryota, Metazoa, Chordata, Lepidosauria, Squamata, Elapidae. Gene Ontology annotation, cellular component: cytoplasm; Golgi apparatus. Gene Ontology annotation, biological process: negative regulation of cell migration; protein phosphorylation. The record is from RefSeq and is a predicted model, not a curated record. Gene Ontology annotation, molecular function: ATP binding; protein serine/threonine kinase activity.
GGGGCACGCCGGGAGCUGUAGUUCGGCGGCGCGCCGGCUCCCCUGCGCGGCGGAAAGGCCCCGGUGCAGCUUGCGGCCGCCUUCCUCCUCCUCCUCCUCCUCCUCGGAGCCGCCAUGGCCCUCUCGCCCGUCCAGGUGCCCGGCAUGCAGAACCACCGAGCAGAUCCCGAGGGGCUUUUCACCAAGCUGGAGCGCAUCGGGAAGGGCUCCUUCGGAGAAGUCUUUAAGGGCAUCGACAACCGGACGCAGCACGUGGUGGCCAUUAAAAUCAUCGACCUGGAAGAAGCCGAGGAUGAAAUUGAAGACAUCCAGCAGGAGAUCACGGUGCUCAGCCAGUGUGACAGCCCUUACGUCACCAAGUACUACGGCUCCUACUUGAAGGGCACAAAGUUGUGGAUAAUAAUGGAAUAUUUAGGUGGGGGAUCGGCCCUGGAUUUGCUCCGUGCUGGGCCUUUCGACGAAUUCCAGAUUGCUACGAUGCUGAAGGAGAUCCUGAAAGGGUUGGACUACCUGCAUUCAGAGAAGAAAAUCCACAGAGACAUCAAAGCUGCCAACGUCUUGCUUUCUGAGCAAGGAGAUGUGAAGCUUGCAGAUUUUGGGGUUGCUGGACAACUGACUGACACACAAAUUAAGAGGAACACUUUUGUAGGAACGCCCUUCUGGAUGGCCCCCGAAGUCAUCCAGCAAUCAGCCUACGACUCAAAAGCGGAUAUCUGGUCUCUUGGCAUCACCGCCAUCGAACUGGCCAAAGGGGAGCCUCCGAAUUCAGACAUGCACCCGAUGCGAGUCCUCUUCCUCAUCCCUAAAAACAACCCCCCCACCCUCGCCGGAGAAUUCAGCAAACCCUUCAAAGAGUUUAUCGACGCCUGUCUGAACAAGGACCCGACGUUUCGCCCCACGGCCAAGGAGCUGCUGAAGCACAAAUUCAUCCUGAAGAACGCCAAGAAGACCUCUUACCUGACGGAGCUGAUUGACAGGUUCAAGAGGUGGAAAGCGGAAGGACACAGCAGCGACGAAACUGACUCGGACGGCUCGGAUUCCGAGUCUAGCAACAAGGAGAACAAUUCCCAUCCCGAGUGGAGUUUCACUACCGUGCGGAAAAAGCCAGACGCCAAGAAAGUGCAGAACGGAACGGACCAAGACUUCCUCAAAACCUUGGGCUGUUUGGCCCUGAUCAUCAACCCCGUGUUUGCAGAGCUGAAGCAGCAGGACUCCAACAACGCCAGCAAGAGGCAGGCCAUUGAAGAGCUGGAGAAGAGCAUCAGCCUGGCCGAAGCUGCCAGCCCCGGGAUCACCGACAAGAUGGUGAAGAAGCUGAUGGAGAAAUUCCAGAAGUUCUCUGCCAAUGACUCCUGAGGAAGGACAAGCCCCCCACUCUCCCCCAGGAUGCCGUCCCGCCCGGACACAGCUCCUCGCAGCCCACCAACCCCUCCUCUGGCUCCGCUCGGCUCCUCCUCCUCCUCCUCCUGAGUUCCUUGUGCCUUUCGGGAUCAUCGCAAUAGAUGUUUUUUGAUGAUCGCGGAUUUGGAUUUAAGGAUUUAACUCCACUCUUUUGUAAAUGGCAUCCAUGUUUUCUGUUUAUUUCUUUCCUCUUUUUUUUUUUCUCUUUUUCUUUUGUAAAGAGCGACUCUUUCAUAUUUUAGUCCCCAACUUCUCUAAUCCAGCAUCGAACGAGAUGAAAACCGCCUGUGCCGUUUGCUUCUAGGUGCAGUUGGGAGCUCUCAAAUUGCCAGGGUGGAUCGGCCUCCUCCACAAAUCUGGAGCCUUUUUUUAUUUUCGACUUUUGCUUUUUAACUUCGUAGGAAACACCAUUUGGGGAGCGUUUUGGGUUGGUCUUCUCCUGUGCCCGAGUUGCAGCUCUCCCCAAGCCCCCCCCCCAAAGCCAGAACUCGGCCCAUCCGUCACGUUGAGGAGUGAAGGCUGCGUGGAAGCACUUCUCCGUUGGGCCCUGUUUGGGCCCCACCGUCUUGCUUCGGGCCCCGUGUCGAGCAGGAGGAACUGGCCCCAGCCGCCUCCGCUCACUUGGGGUUUGGCACAGGGUUUUAUUUUUUUUGGGGGGGGUGUGCCUCACCUCCACCUGAAAGCAAUACGUCAGCGGCUUGGCCAGUCACCCUGUAACUCCAUGUGCAGUUUGUACGCGUCCCUGUUGUAGAGCCACCCAUCGCAGCAGCGGCAACGGGGCCAAGGGGUUGGGUGUCAAAGAAAACCGAGGUGGCAGCGGGGCCCACACCUCUGAAGCCCCCUCCUCUCUUUAUGUUUGUUUUAAAAAAAAAAAAAAAACAUGCAUUGCACAUGAUGGGUGUGGCUGCAGUUGCCAUUUUGGUUCCCUUGAGCCCCCUGACACCCCCCACCCACCCCAUGAAAGAAAUGUUCAUCAUGGUAAGAAAUUUUAAAAAGCAAUAUGGUUGAAAUACGGUUUUUUUGGGGUGGGGGGGUUGGCAAUAAUGGACCCAAUUCAACCGAGUUGUUUCUCCUGGAGUAAAAUUGGAGAAGAAGGAGAACCUGUCCUGUCUUGGCCGUGUCCGAGCAGUACCUGAAAUUGUGUCACCAGCGUUUUUGUGGGUGUGGAUUUUUUUCUUUUUCCUCUCGUAAGAUAUUGAUAGACUUACGUCCUUGAAGUCCUUUACAUGCAUCAGCAGCUGUUUAAUUUCCCCCUCCCUUCCGACGUGUAUUUUUAAAUAUCUAUUUGCCAGUUAAUAUGCAAAUAAUUUGAGUUAUAGAUAUUCUUUCACGGAAAAAGAUAAGUACUUUGCAGUACAAGAGGUGAUUUUUUUUUUCUUUUUCAGAAAAGGUAGAAGAAAUUAUAAACUUGCUUUCGAUUAUAUAUUUAUGGUACUGUUGAGAUGAGUUUUUCUCUCUUUUUCCUUUUCCACCCAGUUUGUAUAUUAUGCUAUUGAAGUGUAUUGUAUUUCCGUCUUUAGUUGUGGAAGUGUGGGUGUAAAUUUAUUUUUGAUAAAAAGUCUGGAUAUGUUUAAUUUUAUAGUUCAGAUCUGCACAUUAUUUUUUUUUUGGUUUUGCACAACCUUCAUUUUAAAGGAUUUGAAGUGUAUCAGCCAAAUAUGGAACGGAGUUAAAUAAGAGUGCAAACAAGCAGUUAUUUUUGUUGUUGUUGUGAUUAAAAGUUGCCAUUACAACCUUUUCUUUGUAAGGAAGGGGGAAAGAACACAGAAAGAUAUAAAGACACUGGCAAGAGAUGGUGGACAGAAAUGCCAAGGGCGAUUAUUUUCAAUGGUGCCUACACUGUAAAAAAAAAAAAAAACCCACAAAGAACUUUUAACUCCCUUUGUUUUAAUUUUAAAGAAAUGUUUGUUUAAAAAAAUGGUUUCGUUGCUAUAUAUACCUGAAACACCAUUAGAAAUUUAUAUCUGAGGGGAGGAAGAAAACCUCUGGACAUAGUUUUUGAAAACAAUAAUGUUACGGAUUAAAUAAAAUAUUUUUAUAAAUGUAGAAGCCGUUCAAGUUGUAAAUACAGUUUGAUUCGAAGCUUUACAAAAUAACUGUAUCAUCCAAGCAGAACCGUCGCGCUCCUUCUUCCCAGCCUCUGCCUAGUUCUGUAAAUCUGUUUAUAGAUGAAGCUUCUUUCACACUUUGGAGGAAGGGGGACGCGGAAAGUCAAAGGGUUU